Molecule: messenger RNA, 1284 nt
Organism: Impatiens glandulifera
Lineage: Eukaryota; Viridiplantae; Streptophyta; Magnoliopsida; Ericales; Balsaminaceae
Product: formyltetrahydrofolate deformylase 1, mitochondrial-like
Exons: 8
Coding region: 91-1071 (326 amino acids)
Biological process (GO): 'de novo' IMP biosynthetic process
Molecular function (GO): formyltetrahydrofolate deformylase activity
Source: RefSeq, a predicted model, not a curated record
CAUCGCAAAGCUCCAACAGAAAAGAAAGGUUGGGGGGAGGUUGGGUAUUGGAUGAGAACCUUGCAUCUGUGAGUGAAGGCGAGAGAGAAUAUGAUCAGCCUCUUCCGCAGAGUGAAGACGAGCCUUUCCAAAGUACGCGGAUUCGAUAGAAGGUCCCUCGAAUUGCAUCUCGCCGGAGAAUCCCUAGACUCCUCUGCAUCUCCAUCUCUCAUCCAUGGAAUUCACGUCUUCCAGUGUCCCGAUGCGCUAGGUAUCGUCUCUAAGUUAUCGGAAAGCAUAGCCUCAAAUGGAGGAAAUAUACUCGGGGCUGAUAUCUUUGUUCCCGAGAAGAAGCAAGUCUUCUAUUCCAGAAGUGAGUUUGUCUUCAAUCCUGCCAAAUGGCCUCGAGUGAGAAUGGAAGAGGAAUUCCAAAAGCUGGCAAGGAUGUUUAAUGCAAUGAGAUCAGUUGUUCGAGUGCCUUCUCUUGAUCCCAAAUAUAGGAUUGCAGUUCUUGCUUCCAAACAGGACCAUUGUCUGGUGGAUUUGUUGCAUGGAUGGCAGGAUGGGAAGCUACCAGUAGAAAUAAUUUGUGUGAUAAGUAACCAUGAAAGAGGCCCAAAUACCCACGUGGCACGAUUUUUAGAACGCCAUGCUAUCCCAUAUCAUUCUUUGGAAACAAUUAAAGCUGAUAAGAGAGAGGCAGAGAUCCUGGAUUUGGUUAAAGAUACAGAUUUUCUAGUACUUGCUAGAUACAUGCAGGUUUUAUCAGCAGAUUUUUUAAAAAGCUAUGGAAAGGAUGUAAUUAAUAUUCAUCAUGGCCUUUUGCCAUCUUUCAAGGGUGGGAAUCCAUCCAAACAGGCAUUUGAAGCUGGUGUGAAGCUAAUAGGAGCAACAAGUCAUUUUGUAACUGAAGAGCUUGAUGGAGGACCUAUUAUUGAACAAAUGGUUGAGAGAGUUUCACACAGAGACAACCUACAGAGCUUUAUAUUGAAAUCGGAAAACCUAGAGAAACAGUGUCUUGCCAAAGCAAUAAAAUCAUACUGUGAGUUACGUGUACUGCCUUAUGAAGAAAACAGAACUGUUGUAUUCUGAGGUCAAUUUAUUUGAACAUUUUCAAUAUGCAGACAUUUCUAAUUGUUUAAAAACUUCCUAUGAUGCUUAAAUCAUAGAAUUUACUACAUUGAAACUUGGGAUAGGAGAAAUAACUAUUAUAACACAAGAUGUUUCAUUACAGUAAAGAAAUGCAGAUUCUGUUUGAGGGUUUUAUUCCUUUCAUAAAUAAAUUUCUUGGUCAUUUGAAAGACA